GUUUAGUUCAACAGUUUUCUGUUCAGUUUGUUUUGUGCCUUGCUUUUCAUCCGCAAUUUUAUUGGAUAUGAAGUCAGAAGCUUGGCGACUGAUAGCUGCUUUCAUCACUGGAUGUCUUUGGUUUUCAAUCCUUUCUUUUUGCCUUCACCAACCUACUAAACACUCUGGUGAGGUGAAAUAUUCCAGCAAAUUAAUAGAUGUUGAGACUACAACUCAGAGUAUAGCAUCUAGUGUACCCCAUCGACCGUCUCAAGAUCCCGCAUUUAAUCUCAAACUUAAUCCAAACAAGAAGUUCAUUAUUAUAGUGGCAGCCUUUCGAAGUGGGUCAACGUUUUUAGGAAACCUGUUCGACAGUAAUCCUACGAUGCAAUACUUGUUCGAGCCGUUUCACAAUGCUCAUGUCCGGAACCUCCGUAGAGACAAGUAUCUGCUCGGAGCAAGACCUGACCACACGGAGAGUGACUUGAGGAUGUUGUAUCUCCAGCAGAUGUUACACAACUGUACCAUCUACCCCACUCCUUUCCCCGAAAAAUAUGCUUGGUGUGGUUCGAAAGAGGAGAAUUUACUUCGCUUCAAUUCGACUGAGUGCGGAGGAAGAAAGCUACCUGGAUCACACCAAGAGAUCUGUAGAUAUCGGGACACUACCGUGAUCAAGGUUAUAAGACUAGCGGAUCUGUCUGAUAUCCUGAAAAUAGCCCAGAUAAGAUCAGCGAAUGUUAAAAUCAUCCAGCUCCUAAGACACCCUGUGGCCCUGAUGAUGUCUAGACGGACUGGUGGUAAGUUCUUUAUGUGGGACAUCAGGACUAAGCUCAUGAACAGUAAGAACGAGAUCACGGAGAGAAGGACUAAAAUGGCCUGGGAAGCGUUUAACUACUGUAACAACCAUUUGAAGGCUAUGGAACUGGUUGAAAGUGAUCCUUGGCUGAAAGACAGAUACUUGAGAGUCACUCAUCAUGGAAUGUCACUUAAACCUCUCGAAGCUGCAGAGAAGGUUUAUUCAUUUAUAGGGGCUACUCUAACCGAUGAUAUUAAAGAUUACAUUCGAGAUAUAACCGAGGCCAAAUCAGAGGGUUUUAAAAAUGCACCUAAAGAGGCUUUAAAUGUGUACAGGAAUUCUACGGACAUUGUAACUAAAUGGAAGAAACUGGUCUCGGCCACAGUUAAAUAUUGGGACGUUUUCUCCAUUGAAGCUCAAUGUAAACGGAUGUUUAAACCGUUGAUUGAUGAAUUUUCUGUUGACACAAUACCAGACUUACAGCUGUUGAAAAUAAACUCCGCAUUAGAUGAGUUAUAUGAUCAGAUUGAAGAAACUGAUGAACCUAUUUCCAUAACCAUGAUAAAUGAAUUUAAUGGAUGAUUAUUUGCUCAUCACGAUCUACUCAUUACUGUUUAUUUUAAUUCGACAUUGAAUGUCAACUUGAAUUAGUUCAUGGCCGCCUGGCCAAUAACAUGGAUGUUAAAUUCAUUCAAACGUAUAUUAAUAUCAUGAUAUAAUAAUAUUAAAAAUUUAUUUUAA
Bolinopsis microptera is the source of this 1516-nucleotide messenger RNA. RefSeq names its product carbohydrate sulfotransferase 4-like. The coding region runs from base 68 to 1357 and encodes 429 amino acids. The transcript is spliced from 2 exons. Gene Ontology annotation, molecular function: N-acetylglucosamine 6-O-sulfotransferase activity. Lineage: Eukaryota; Metazoa; Ctenophora; Tentaculata; Lobata; Bolinopsidae. The record is from RefSeq and is a predicted model, not a curated record. Gene Ontology annotation, biological process: N-acetylglucosamine metabolic process; sulfur compound metabolic process.